Messenger RNA from Heterobasidion irregulare TC 32-1, 2361 nucleotides. RefSeq lists its product as uncharacterized. Lineage: Eukaryota; Fungi; Basidiomycota; Agaricomycetes; Russulales; Bondarzewiaceae. The record is from RefSeq and is a predicted model, not a curated record. Gene Ontology annotation, molecular function: protein binding; transcription regulator activity; DNA binding. The transcript has 9 exons. Gene Ontology annotation, cellular component: SBF transcription complex; MBF transcription complex. The coding region runs from base 1 to 2124 and encodes 707 amino acids.
AUGCAAGCUGCACCACGCGUUGUCGGGCCACCCGCCCCCGUCAAAAUAUACAAUGCCGUCUAUUCGUCUGUGUACGAGUGUAUGGUUCGAGGUAUUGCUGUUAUGAGGAGACGAGCCGACUCCUACGUCAAUGCAACACAAAUUCUUAAGGUCGCUGGCGUUGAUAAGGGCCGCCGCACCAAGAUCUUAGAGAAGGAGAUUCUACCUGGGAAACAUGAGAUCGUGCAGGGCGGCUAUGGAAAAUAUCAAGGAACAUGGAUCCCCCUCGAUAGAGGCCGCGACAUUGCCGUCCAGUAUGGCGUCGCGCAUCUCCUCGCGCCUUUGUUUGAUUUCAUGCCUAGUUCAGCCGCCAUGGGCUCUCUCCCUGGGACUUUACCGCAUCCCGGUGGUACAGGAUCUCCUGCACCCCUCUCCGCUUCGUCGUCUUUUUCGAGUCUUGGGAAUGCUGGGGGCUUCUUACCAACAUCCCUUCCGUCAGCUCCUAUCAUGCCUGGUUCGGCUCUCCGCCUCUUAAACCAAGGUCGUGCUCAAGGCCUUUUCACGCCUUCUUCCUCCUCCUUACACCAAUCUCACCUUGCUACGUAUCCUUCACCGGGAGGAAUGCACCCUCAAUCACCCGCGCUACGACCAGGUCUUAAUGGCGAAGACGGCCCUUCCCCCGCUAAACGCGCUCGCACAGAGCCUCCCCAUCUUGAACAGAUACAAACUAUUCAACGGACAGGUACUCAGCCACAAAUACCUGUCUCAGUUCAGUCGCAAUCUCAACGCGCUUCCAUUUUGACGGCCAUCUGUCAGCAAGACGAUCCUAACACUGUCCUGGACUUGCUACGAGAGAUUCCUCUGGACAACCAUGUUGGUGUUGAUGUCGUGUUAGAUGACCUCGGUCACACCGCUCUUCAUGUCGCAGCUAGCUUGGGGCGACUGAGGACGGUCGCUGCUCUGAUUGACAGCGGAGCUGAUAUCCAUAGAGGGAACUAUAACGGGGAGACACCGCUGAUCAGGGCCUGCCUUGCUUUAGAGAAUUUCAACCAGCAGUCCUUCGCUUCUUUGGUCGAGACACUGCAAUCGUCCAUCCAUACACUGGAUACCUCACGCAAGUCCGUCCUCCAUCAUGUCAUGGCGCUCGCUGGCGUCAAAAACAGAGCCGUCGUCGCGCGUUACUAUCUGGACCAGAUCUUCGUGUGUAUUGUGAAUAAGCUUGAUGGUGACUUCAGAUCUAUCGUCGAUCUGCAGGAUGAGCACGGAGAUACGGCAUUGAAUAUUGCCGCCCGAGUUGGGAACCGCAGUCUGGUACGAACGCUCCUAGACGUCGGUGCUAACAGGAUUCUUCCAAAUAAGCUCGGCUUGCGGCCAGGCGAUUUUGGGGUCGAGAAUGAGGAAUUGGGGGGGCCGCGCGUGGAAGAUCUCAUAUCGUCUUUACGAUCUGGGCCGUCUGUGCCUGUGCAAAAGAGCCAGGAUGUAAUUGCUGACAUGACGGCAAUGAUUCAAACCCUAAGUACCGAAUUCUCUGCCGAGGUGAAGAGCAAGCAGGAUGCUCUAGACGUUACACAAGCACACUUGCGGGCGGCGACCCGCCAGCUUUCUGAGCAACGCAAGCUGAUCCAGGUUUGGCAAGUCCGCUGCGGCGAACUUGACCAGAUCAACCAGCGUAUUCGCAAUGUUCAACAAGCACUUGCAGACGAAGACCGAUUCGACUGGACGGGACGCACAGAUCUCAACGGCAACGAUGCGAAGCAGUCCGCGGGUCCCGCGUUCCAAUGGCGUGGACAGAACUCGACCAUGGCUGGACUUGGCGGCUUGGUCGACGUAUCGUUCAAUCUGGACGUAGAGCCAACAAUACCGUUGUCUGAUAGCAUGGCGAGUCUGAUCAGGCUGAGGCGACUGAAGAUGUGGCACGUACGGAUGGAGAAGUUGAUGGAGGAACGACUGAAAAGUCUACACGGUGCGAGUGCGGAGAGAGAAUUCCAGUGUAAGAAGAUCGUCGCUUUGUGCACGAACGUACCCGUCGACAAGGUUGAAGAGAUGCUUGACGACCUUGUCAUUGCUGUAGAGAGUGAGACCCAAUUUGUGGACAUCGGUCGUGUAUCCGGGUUUAUGCAGAAAGUUCGGGAUGGUGUAAUCUAGCUUUCGUUCUUCGCAUCCUCGCAUUUGCUCCAAGCUCAGACUUUCGCUGUUCGCUUGUAUUAUUAACGCUGGACUGAGGAACGCCAUGGUUUCUUUGAAUUCCAUGAUAUCAUCAUAUAUACUGGUGCACACAACGAUGCUGAUGUUUGGGGCAUUCUAGAGUUAGCUCGAGAGCAGCUACUUACUACAACGCGCUCUCUGGCGAAAACAAUUGAAAGUUCCGAUUAUACGUUCCUG